Molecule: messenger RNA, 2376 nt
Organism: Plodia interpunctella (Indianmeal moth)
Lineage: Eukaryota; Metazoa; Arthropoda; Insecta; Lepidoptera; Pyralidae
Gene: Klp64D
Product: Kinesin-like protein at 64D
Exons: 15
Coding region: 156-2159 (667 amino acids)
Biological process (GO): mitotic cell cycle; microtubule-based movement
Cellular component (GO): microtubule
Molecular function (GO): microtubule binding; microtubule motor activity; ATP binding
Source: RefSeq, a predicted model, not a curated record
GCGUUUCUCGCUCGCUCGCUCUCUAGGAAAUUGGAACGGAAAUGUAGGUCGGUAGUAUUGAUUUUUCCCAUUUAAUCGGGGAACAAAGACGUAUCGUAGCUUGUGCUGUUAAAAUUUAAAUAUUACUGUGAUUCCGCAGAAGAAAAGCAACAAAAAUGCCAGACGCGGAAAUGGCAGCACCAACAGUAGAGAAUGUCCGGGUGGUGGUACGAGUUCGUCCCAUGGACCAGCGGGAGAAGUUGGACAAUUCUUACAACUGUGUGUCGGUGGACUCUGUCAACAACACCAUUGCUGUCACGAGGAACAAUGUGAACCCUCCGGAACCACCCAGAAUUUAUGCUUACGAUGCAGUGUUCGACAGUAACACUUCUCAGAUGGACAUCUACGUCCAGACGGCCAGUCCUAUCGUAGAAGAAGUGCUCCAAGGCUACAACGGUACAAUCUUCGCGUACGGCCAGACGGGCACAGGCAAGACCUACACGAUGGCCGGGAGCAACUCCGCCCCUGAGCUGAGGGGCAUCAUACCUAACUCCUUCGCUCACAUAUUCAGCCACAUCGCCAAAGCUAAAGACGACGAGAAGUUCCUCGUGUGUGUGACCUACCUGGAGAUUUACAACGAGGAGGUCCGCGAUCUGCUUGGCAACAACCCCCAUCAGAGUUUGGAGGUCAAGGAGCGUCCCGACAUCGGCGUCUUUGUCAAGGACCUCACUGGUUAUGUUGUACAUAACGCCGAUGAACUUGAGAAGAUAAUGGCGGUCGGCAACAAAAACCGCCAUAUUGGCGCCACAGCCAUGAACACCGAGAGCUCCCGCUCACACGCAAUCUUCUGCAUCACUGUCGAGUCUUCGAAGAAGGCUGACGAUGGGAAGCUGCACGUCAAGAUGGGGAAGCUUCAUCUCGUCGACUUGGCGGGUUCCGAAAGGCAAAGUAAGACGCAAGCCAGCGGAACACGACUAAAGGAGGCGACGAAGAUCAACCAAUCGCUUUCGGUGCUCGGGAACGUGAUCUCGGCUCUGGUCGAUGGCAAGUCCACUCAUAUCCCGUACAGGAACAGCAAACUGACGCGACUUCUGCAGGACUCCCUCGGCGGAAACUCCAAAACGGUCAUGAUAGCGACGAUCGGUCCCGCUGAGAGUAACUACGUGGAGACGAUUAGCACGCUGCGUUACGCCAACCGCGCCAAGAACAUCGAGAACAAGACGCACGUCAACCGUGAGCCAGGAGACGCUCUGCUCACCAGGUUCCAACAGGAGAUCGAUCAGCUCAAGAAGCAGCUGGAGGAGACCACUAACGAGUUGGAAGAAGAAGCGGAAGAAGAAGAAGGAGAAGUGAGCUCGGUCUCGCUGUCUUCAGAAUCGGAACAAGAACUGGACCUAGAUCCUGAGGACAGGAAGCUGCGGCGGCGGGCGCUUAGAGAAAACAAGGAGAAACUGAAUCGCGAGAAGGCUCAUCAAGCUCGGAAGGUGCUUGAGGAGAAGAAAGCUGAAUUACUCAAAACAAAGAAACAACAAGAGGAACUGAAAGAGAAAUUACAACGUCUAGAGUCGAAAGUGCUCGUGGGCGGAGAAAAUCUGCUCGACAAGGCAGACACGCAGCGGCGGCUUCUGGAGCAGGCAGCCUCCGAGCUCGAGCUGAGGAAGCUCAACGAGCUGCGGCUCCAAGAGGACCUGCAGAAGAGAGAGGCUGAGCGUCUAGACUUAGAAGAGCGAUACUCGAGCUUGCAAGAAGAAAACGCAGCAAAAUCUCGCAAGUUAAAGAGAGCUGUUCAAUUGUUAAACUCGGCCAAGGCCGAGUUGGCCGACCAGCAGCGGGAACAGCAGAGGGAAAUGGAGGGCAUACUGGACAGCGUGAGGGCGCUGCGGAGGGAGUUGCAGCUGGCCGACAGGGUGCUGGACUCCUAUAUCCCAAAGGAGUAUCAGUCGCUGAUCGAGCAAUAUGUGCACUGGAACGAACAGCUGGGCGAGUGGCAGGUGAAGUGCGUGGCGUACACCGGCAACAACAUGAGCACGCCCUCGGCUCACAGCGCUCACGCCGGCAAACAUAUGGAGCCACCGGAUCUCUCGGACCGCUACAUGUCGUACGCGAGCGUCAACGCGCGCGCUCGGCCUCACACCUCCGCCGUGCCGCGGCCGCACACCGCGCUGCGGCAGCGACAGUGAACUUCGACCAUUUUCACACUAGCGUUUUUUGAACGCUCAACGAUUUUAUGACGUUUAUCAAAUAUGUUGCAUUCGACAUUCCAACUAAGGUCAUUUGUAUGAUUAAAAUGCACAUUAGACAUUCCUAUGGUCUCAGGUCAGCGGUUUACAACAACAAUGAGUGAUAAAAAGUCUUCUAAAACCAUUGACCAACAAAAUGAAUACUCACAUGUUUCUA